This is a messenger RNA of Hippocampus zosterae (dwarf seahorse), 2421 nucleotides long. It is a transcript of the gene snap25a, whose product is annotated as synaptosome associated protein 25a. Lineage: Eukaryota; Metazoa; Chordata; Actinopteri; Syngnathiformes; Syngnathidae. Gene Ontology annotation, molecular function: SNAP receptor activity; syntaxin-1 binding; voltage-gated potassium channel activity. The record is from RefSeq and is a predicted model, not a curated record. Gene Ontology annotation, cellular component: synaptobrevin 2-SNAP-25-syntaxin-1a-complexin I complex; plasma membrane. The transcript is spliced from 8 exons. The coding region runs from base 256 to 870 and encodes 204 amino acids. Gene Ontology annotation, biological process: synaptic vesicle fusion to presynaptic active zone membrane; exocytosis; synaptic vesicle priming.
UCAUUGAAGAAGUGAGGAAGACUCGGCGCAGUGCCUUUGCAGCAUCGCCGUCACAGCGUGAACGCACACACGCACGCACACGCACACACGCACGGAGGGAGGCUGCUGGUCCAAAAAAAAAAAAAAAAGCGGACGCGUUUCCUCCUGCGCUGACUGCGGGCCGACGACAAGCUCGGCUCUUCUCGGAUUCCCCUUUAGGAUCUUUUCUUCCCCGUUGGAGACGCUCUCCACCCCCCCACCCCGCACCCAACAGCCAUGGCAGAUGAUGCGGACAUGCGCAACGAGCUGUCGGACAUGCAGCAACGUGCCGACCAACUGGCCGAUGAGUCGCUGGAGAGCACCCGUCGCAUGCUGCAGCUGGUGGAAGAGAGCAAAGAUGCCGGCAUUCGGACUUUGGUCAUGUUGGAUGAACAAGGAGAGCAACUCGAUCGCGUCGAAGAUGGCAUGAACCAUAUCAACCAAGACAUGAAGGAAGCCGAGAAAAAUUUAAAAGAUUUAGGGAAAUGCUGUGGGCUUUUCAUAUGUCCAUGUAACAAGAUGAAGAGCGGGGCCAGCAAGGCUUGGGGGAACAACCAGGACGGGGUGGUCGCCAGUCAGCCGGCCCGCGUUGUGGACGAGCGUGAACAGAUGGCCAUCAGUGGAGGCUUCAUUCGCAGGGUAACGGACGACGCCCGGGAAAACGAGAUGGACGAGAACCUGGAGCAGGUGGGAGGGAUUAUCGGAAACCUGCGCCACAUGGCCGUGGACAUGGGCAACGAGAUCGACACUCAGAAUCGCCAGAUCGACAGGAUCAUGGACAAGGCCGAUUCCAACAAGACCAGGAUCGAUGAGGCCAACCAGAGGGCCACAAAGAUGCUGGGCAGUGGCUAAACAGCCCCCCCGGCCACCCAACCCGCCCGGCCGGUGCGCGGCGCCGCACGUCGUCAGUCGCCGACGUGCUUUCAUCAUGAUCUUGACCUUCUUAGGUUUGCACACAUGCACAUAUCACCCCCCCCCCCCCAUUGUAUAUGUCGUUCUGCGUGUCGUCUGUCGAGCUUUUUCAAGAUGAUGGUCCUCGUAAAAAAAUGAUUUCUGAUACGCCGUGCAUCUUUCUCUCCAAAGGUUCUAGAAAUCGCAGAGUUCAUGGCGACGGCGCGCCGUUUUUUUUAUUCUCUUGUUCAAGACGCACACCCCCACCCAAGCGGAUAUAAGUAGACACGGCUAUGGACGGAAAGCGUAUACCCGGAUUGCGAUACGAGCCGUUUGUUUUGAUUCUUCCUUCUUUUUCAGUAUCUCGGCAUUGGCUUUGGUAAAACGCUCCCGUCACACUCGUUUUACUGUUUUGCCACAGCAAAAAAAAAAAAAUGGGGAAGACGGACGGAUAGCAAGUCACGAUCCGCCGAGUUGAAGAAAAAUCGCAAACAAGCACUUCCAAAUCCGAAAAGCGAGUCCCGUUUUCCACCGUUGCGAUCAUACUGAGUUUUGCCUGUUUCGACAAUGUGCAACUCGAUUCUCUGUAACUGUAUUCGGCAUUUGCAUUCCGAGUGAUGUGAAUUGUGCGUUCUCUGCAUGACCAAUGGUAGGGUUUAGACUUCAAAAUAAAAGCUGUCUGAAAAAGUAUGUAUAAAAAAAAAAUAAAAUAAAAUGAAAAAAAAAACAAGAAAAAAAACACAGCAGUAGCGACUUGACAAAACGCAUGCUCAAGUAUUAUUAGGACACAGUUGAUGGUUCCAUUCUUCCCCUGCGAGUUUGCAAUAGUGCCACUCUUUCCGUCUUGAUAUAUUUACUGACUGUGACCAUCUUGUUGUAAAAUAAUGCAAAAGGAAUUACAACAACAACAAAAAAGUGAGAUGGAGAUGAUGAAACAAAGAUCUGUGGUCGUAUUGCAAAAAAAAAAAAAAAAAAAAAAAUGACCCGUUUUCUAAACGAUUAUGCAGUUCCGUGAUGAGGAUGUUGAUUCCGUGCCGAACGAGGAGGACUGGUUGUGUACUGUAACAUAGGUUUUGGAUGCUCUGAGUAAAUAAAUAAACGUUUGCAAUGUAAAGCAAAGGCGCAUCUUUCUGAGAGACCUUACUUUUAUAAGACGACUGUAUCUGUAAGUUUAUUCUCCCCCGUGUGGUUUGUUAUUGGUACCAAAAAAAAAUAACUAAAACACUAUGUUGACGAUAACUAUACACUGAAAAAAAAAUUACAAUAACAUCGAGGGUUUUUGUUGCUUCUGUACUUUAGAGCUAUGCAUACCAAAUCUCCAAAAAGUCCCUUUCGUUAGAGUAAGGUGAUGAACCACCCAAAACCUGAAUGACACAAUAAGAGUCAACUGUGAGAUUGAUGUCCUCAACGCAUGUUCUAUUCAAAGGCUCCCCUCCUCUGUAUCUUGUCAGUGUGUAAAAGUGGUGGACAUUUUGUAGCUAGCUGAAUUGAUUAAAAGUAAAUCAAACCCUG